AUGGCUUCAGAAAUUGAGAACCGAGGGCCACAGCUCGUGGCCGUCAACAGCACCUUCUUGACCGCCUCCCUCAUCGCCAUACUUUUGCGAAUUUACGUUCGCACUUUCAUGGUCAAAGCAUUCGGCAUUGACGAUUGGCUGAUGGUCGCUGCAGCCAUCUUCUUUACCUUAAACGCAACCUUCUCCAAUGUAGGCGUCAUAUACGGAACUGGACGCCACCAUGCCGAUCUUGAGCUAACAAACAUCUCGACUGCCAUGAUGUAUUGGUGGUAUUGUUACCUUUGGUACUGUCUAGCUAUGAUAUCGUCGAAACUGUCGAUCGGCUGGUUCCUCCUCCGCGUCAUCGUCAGCAAAGUCCACAAAUGGAUCAUCUACUUCGCCAUGGGCACGACAGCCUUCUCCUGCGCCAUGUUAUUCUUCGUCACCCUCUUCCAAUGCAGCCCGAUCUCAUUCUUUUGGACUAGACAACCACCGGGGAAAUGUAUUAGCGCCGAUGUCGUCGUCACAAUCGCUACCGUGUACAGCGUAACGGCUGUCAUUUCAGACUUUAUCUUCGCUCUUCUCCCAGGUGUUAUAAUUUGGAAAUUACAGCUUAAUAAGAAGACGAAACUCUUGUUGAUCCCUCUCCUUGCUAUGGGAUGCGUUGCGAGCUCGGCAGUGGUUGCUCGAUUCCCCUAUCUUCCGAAACUAAAGGAGCCCGACUUCCUCUGGAAUACGGUCGACGUCGCAAUCUGGUCGAACGUUGAACAAGGCCUAGCAGUCACAGCAGGUAGUCUCGCAACAUUGCGGCCAUUGAUUCAGCUGGUAGCGUUUAAGCUCGGCCUUACUGCCGGAUCGGUGUCCCUACAGCCUUCCGACCAUAGGCACUCGUCGCGGCGCCAGCCUAGAUCCAAUCCCGACGGCUACUUUUCCAGGGGUCACGGCGUCUACAGUCUUUCUUCUAUUAGCCGCGACGGAGUUGCUAAUCCGGCAGGUGAUGGGAAUUCGACUCAUAGCAACAGCAAGCUGAGUCCCUCGGGGGGUAGAUUCCAAGUCGAAAUCGUGCUCUUGGCGAGAGCUUCUCAAGAGGGCGGCGCCAUUGUCUCGCAGACGACGAAAAAGGGAGGCCAGGGCUCGCGCGGAAAGAACCAGGAACCAAACUCAAAGAGAGACGGAGCCAACCACCAGUCUCGCCGGCGAGCCAAGGACCAAAAUAUACCGCCAGCGAUAUCAGAGAACGCCGGAAACGAAGAACCCGACAGCGAAGCCAAUGCGCGAGUCCCCACAGUUAAAGAACAAGCCGAGUCAGAAAAAGCCAGAUUAGAAGAAGCCAUCCAGGAGCGCAGGACCGCGGCAGAAAGCUCCUCUAACGGACCCAGCGAGACGCAGACAACAGGGGGAAAACAUCAGAAGAAGAAACGCCUCCGUAGGGAGAGGAAACCGCCGCCAACAGGAUCGCAAUCGCAGCACCAGCAAACCCAACAGCCCUGA
Molecule: messenger RNA, 1470 nt
Organism: Scedosporium apiospermum
Lineage: Eukaryota; Fungi; Ascomycota; Sordariomycetes; Microascales; Microascaceae
Exons: 9
Coding region: 1-1470 (489 amino acids)
Source: RefSeq, a predicted model, not a curated record